Messenger RNA from Acanthoscelides obtectus, 1912 nucleotides. Lineage: Eukaryota; Metazoa; Arthropoda; Insecta; Coleoptera; Chrysomelidae. The record is from the annotation of a GenBank genome assembly.
AUUUCACGAAUAUCCAUCACGCUUUGACGUCUACCGAGGUGAACAGCUGAUGAGCAAGAGGGAUUUUUGUGUUAGUCUGCAACGUUGGCAAUAAUGAAUCGGGUUUAAAUCUAAUAAAAUUUGUUUGUGGUAUUUUGUUUUUUGAACUUUUCUAACUAAAAGGACUAUUAGCAACUACAAAAUGUAACUGUGGCGUACAAAAAACAAACAAAAUACGACUCUGUCUGCCUGGCGUAGACAGGUCUGUCAGAAUUAUGUUUCCUGUACCGAUAUGGGGAAUUUUGAGAUAUUACUAGAUAAUCAGCUGUCAUUCAACGGUGAUACUCGUGAAAUAGGUUAUAGUGACCCUGACCGUAAAAUAUUUAGGUCUCCUACAAAAAAUGUAAUGAACUUACUUACAUAUUUCAAUCAAAAAUGACCUUGAAGGUAGUGGUCAGGUUCGUCGGCAAUCGUAUGCUCAAACGUGAAGCUGUCCGCGAUUUGUAUCUCAGUGAAUUAAAUUUUCAUUUGAUCUUCAAAUGACUUUGAUAUGGUUAUAGUCAAGCUCAUGGACAAUUACGUGAACAUAAAGUUUUCUGCUCUUUGCAGUUCCUGAGUUUCCAUUUAAGAAAACAUUAUCUACUUUCAAAAGUUCAUGUUCAAGGUCAUCACUUCUUGACCCUUCUCAAACCUUACAGCUCUGUUUUGCUUCAUUUUUCUGAAACGUAUUUUCGGGACAUUUUGUUCUUUCCACACUUUUAAAUCACCCCAAAUACCCGUGAAAGUCAUGGUCAAGGUCAUAGGCAAAGUCAUUCUUGAACGUAAAAUUUUUUCUUGAAAUGACACAAAUUGAAGCUACAAAAUUUCCCGCUGCUGGUCAUUUAUUCCGAAAAGGGGGAUGAAACUGAUUGUUUUCUCAAUAAACGUAAAAUAUUCCAUAUAAAAAUUCGGAUGUAACGAUUGACCAAUUAGUUUUUAAAAUUAGUGAGCGAAGUUUUAUUUUUCUUGUGAUAAGAAAUAGGCUUAUGGGCUACAAAUGACCCGUUCUUAUCGAUACAUGGCGAUAAUAAAGCCUUUACAACCUCGCAUGGGAAGAAAACUGACCCUGUUGGUAGCACUGGGUACAUGGCUGAUCGGUGUGCUGAUGGGCAUCCCAUAUCUUCUGUACUUCACGACAUACACGAUAGAAGAAGAGAACAACAGGAUACUCUGCUAUAUGGAAUGGCCAGACGGAAUAUCGAAUGAGUCUUAUCAAGAGUAUAUCUUCAACGUCGUGUUUUUGGUGGUGACUUACGUUGUUCCUAUCCUUUCUAUGAUGUUCACCUAUGCCAGGAUAGGUCUGGAACUGUGGGGAUCCCAGAGCAUUGGAGAAAUAACUCAGAGACAGAUGGACAACAUAAAAAGCAAACGAAGGCAUAUCAUUUCUGGUGUAAUCAUACUAAAUGGUUCCAUUACACAUUCUCGUAACUGCUGCUCAGUUUCAAAAGUAUGUUAUGCUGAUAAACUUGGUCUCUAAUAAGACCCCAAACAAAAAAAUGCAGAGGACUUAAAUCGGAGGAACGCGCUGGCCAGGUUACUCCACUGAAGUUCCAAUCCACCUUCCGGGAAAUCGCUGCGAAAAAUACUCCCGAACUUGCCCAGAGUUAUGUGCAGGAGCACCGGCUUGUUGGAACCAACAGCUAUUCACCUGUGCCAAAGGUAAAUUAUCCAGGCAGUCUUAUAGAUCAUGUUGCAACAAUUGAAGGUACGUUCUGCAGUUAAUGAGUUGUGGAUAAUAAAUGGACCUAAUAUUUUGGUCUCUAGAAUUCUACAUCACAUAUUAAACCCAAAACGUUCUUGAUGUCUGGAUACUUAUUUAGCCCGCAGAUUUUCUUCAGCCCAAUAAUGAGUGUUGUGGCGAUUAAGACCAUUAUUAGUAACCAUAUUCUCGUCG